AUGGACCUCACUUCAGCGGAGAUUGACCUGGUCGCUGCCGCCAAGACCACCAUCCAAUCAAUCCCUCCAUCGGACAUCCAUAGCGUUGCCUCCGCGACCCUGUCCGCAGACGGCCGAAUAUUCUCGGGCUUGAACGUCUUCCACUUUACUGGGGGUCCCUGUGCUGAGCUGGUGGUGCUAGGUACUGCUGCCGCCGCGAAUGCCACAACGUUGAUCAGCAUCGUGGCUGUUCGCGCCGGGACUGAUGGCGAAGGGGAAGUCUUGAGCCCUUGCGGUCGGUGUCGACAAGUUCUGUGGGAUCUGCAGCCGGAGAUUAACGUGGUAGUGUCGACAAAUGGACAGCUGAAGUCGAUUCCCAUCGGUCGGCUUCUACCUUACGCGUAUGAGUACAAAGAUUGA
Molecule: messenger RNA, 399 nt
Organism: Penicillium oxalicum
Lineage: Eukaryota; Fungi; Ascomycota; Eurotiomycetes; Eurotiales; Aspergillaceae
Product: Blasticidin-S deaminase
Exons: 1
Coding region: 1-399 (132 amino acids)
Cellular component (GO): cytosol
Molecular function (GO): cytidine deaminase activity; zinc ion binding
Source: RefSeq, a predicted model, not a curated record